Molecule: messenger RNA, 3561 nt
Organism: Formica exsecta
Lineage: Eukaryota; Metazoa; Arthropoda; Insecta; Hymenoptera; Formicidae
Product: zinc finger protein OZF-like
Exons: 2
Coding region: 1696-2769 (357 amino acids)
Biological process (GO): regulation of transcription by RNA polymerase II
Molecular function (GO): RNA polymerase II cis-regulatory region sequence-specific DNA binding; DNA-binding transcription factor activity
Source: RefSeq, a predicted model, not a curated record
UGAAAAUUAAGUAUAAUAAUUAUGACGUUAUAAUAGUUAUGACGUUAAAAGGGCAUAAGUGCAAAUCUUAUACAUAUAUAUUAGAUCUUUUUUUAUAACUGAAAAUAAAUUGUGUGUGUUAUAUAUCAUCUCAAUUAUCAAAUGAUGAACUCAAUCCGUGCAAUUUGUGGAAACAUUUUUGUCGAACAAAGUGUACGUACAAUAAAUUAAUUUUUCAUUAGAGAUGUGAGACUGAUAGUAAUUAUAAAAAAAGAAAUGAACACAUUAUGCAAAUAACAUUAAAACUUAAAAAUUAUUUUAUACACAAAUAUAUUCCUAUUUUGUAAAAUGUGUUUCAAAUAUUGACUGACAGAUGCUGUUAGAUAAGAUCAAUAAAUAUUUGAGUUGAGAAAUAAUUUUAAAUUUGUUAGAGAAUUUUGCAGUCGUAAAAAAUGUGAAUAUAUACAUAUAUAAAUAUAUUUUCUGUUUACUUUAAACAAUAUUUAUUACAAAAAUUGAAUUAACUGCACAUAGUAAAGAAUCUAGUGAAUAAACUCAUUUUAUAUAUUGUAUUAACAAGUAAAUUUAAUUUAACAAAAUAUACGCUCUCUAUAUUUUAUUUAGAAACAGUUUUAUUAUUCGCAAUUAUAAUUUUUUACUGAAUAAAAAUACAAAUUAAUUUCUCAUAUAAAUAUAAUAGAACAUAGAUAAGAAGUCAUACGUACAUAUACAUACCUGCAAAUACAUUAUUAUUUUUUUAUCCAACAUUCUAUUUUUACUCCCGACUGCUGCCAACCGCAGAUUGGCAAAAAACGGAGGGAGUAUGCGUUUCACCGAGCUCGGAUCGGUUGUAGUCUUAGUUCUCGAUAACUACAGCGUAGUUUGAUAUCAUCUUUUGCUCAUAAGUUUUUUAUUAACCAAGAAAGUUUUACAGCGUAUAAUUAUCGUUAUUUAUGCUGUUAUUUAAUUUUUUUUUACUUGCAUAAAGUCACAAAAAAUAAAUGUGCCAGAACAUUUGUUAGGGAAAAUGUAUUGAACAAUUUUUUAUUUUACAGUUUAGGCUGUUAAUAUAAUAGAUCUAGAUUAUAUCUAGAAUAAACUUAUAAAUGCAAAUCACAGUAUAUUGUUUUAUUUUUAUGUUAUGAAAAAUUAUUAUUUGAUAUAAAAUAAAAUUUACAGUAAUUUCACAUUAUAUAUAUAGAAUUUUUGUUUUUGGAAUUGAAUAGAUAAUAUCGGAAACUAGAGCGCUAUAUUUUGGUUGCGUUUAAGCAGCAAUAUAUAUAAAUAUAUAUUACAGUAUUAUUUUUUUAAUUUUGUAAAAUUGUUAAUAUUACAUAUCAUUGUUCUUUCUCUAUUGAUGCUAUAUGUAUUUUGCUGUAAUUUCUAUUAAUCUAUACUAGAAAUAAAAAAUAUAUAAUAAAUACACGUCAUAUAUAUGGUUUUUUCUUGUAAUUGCGACUUUAUUAUUAGAUAUCUUCUUUAUUUAUAUGUUUAUCAAAAUUCAUACAGUUUAUUAAAAUUCCAUGUUAAACAUAUUGAAUACUGGUAGUGAAGGCUUCAUAUAUAAAUGAUAUAUGCUGAUGAUGGAACGAUCGCCAAUAUGAGAAUACUCCACCCGGAUUGCAAAUAUUAUAAUAAAGAUUUACUGCAGUUCUUAAAAGAAAUGAAAAGCCAGCAGAGACGUGUGUAAAAAAUGAACUAUCUGUACAUGAAUGUAUGGAUUCUGCGUUGGUUUCCAUUUCCAUUAAACAAGAAGAAAAUAUAAAGCAAGAGAAAUAUAAUUUGUCUCACAAGGCUGUAAGUUUGGAACAUGAUUCUUCCGAGAACAUUCAGAAUCCAUUAACGCAAGAGGAGUUUGAAGAAACUACAAAUGAAGAAAUUAUUUGUCAAAGUAAUUCGAAUCUAAAAAAGCAAUCUACCAAUCAAACAUUUUACGAGUGUAACAUAUGUACGAAGCUUUUUAGAUCAAAGAAUCUCUUUGAAGGUCAUUUAGUGGCGCAUAGUGACGCUCGACCCUAUCAAUGCGACGUUUGCGGCAAAUCCUUCAAGAGGACCAAUACUUUAGCGGUGCACAGACGAAUCCAUACUCACGAGAGAAACUUUGUAUGCGACGUGUGCGGUCGCGCGUUCGUGCAAGCCUCUCAAUUAGCUACUCAUCACAAACGUCACUUCGAGAAGUAUACGAGGCACUGCGAGAUCUGCAACAAGGGCUUUUUUACAAACGCCGAGCUUCACGGGCAUAUGAAUGUUAAGCACGGCGCUAAGGAGCACGUAUGUACCGCCUGCGACAAGUCGUUUCCCAACAAUCACACUCUGGUGCGUCAUUUGAAGAUCCACGAUCCUAAUUUCAAACCUGUGAAACAUCAAUGCGAAUUCUGCGGCAAGACAUUUGCUUACAAGAACUCGCUGGUGGUGCACGUUAAGUCGCACACUGGCGAAAAUAAAUACGAUUGUCAUCUGUGUGGUAAGUCCGUCUCGUCUAAGGGAUCCCUUCAAGAUCAUCUACGUCUCCACGGCGGAGAAAAAUCGUUGAUCUGCGACGUAUGCGGCAAAGCUUUUCACAAGAGAACAACGUUGGUUGUGCACAAGAGAACCCACACCGGCGAGAAGCCUUAUUCGUGCGAUACCUGUGGAAAAUCCUUCACGCAACACUCGACCCUUGUUAUACAUAAACGAUAUCACACAGGUCAAAGACCAUAUCAGUGUAGUUAUUGUAGUAAAUCAUUUGUAUCUAAAGGAUUACUAAACGCUCACAAUAAAAUACACAUGGUUAACGUGAUGGUCAUGUAGCCAACAUAGUCUUAUGGUUCAAAUCUUCCUAUGGUUUAAAUUUCUAUUGUACUAUGUCAAUUGUGUCCUAUGUUAGAGACACUAUAACGUGGUGAUAUUAUCAGACUUGUAUGGAUCCAAACAUAUUCUGUGAAUUAAAACGAAGCGAUAUUAGUCGAUUUCUUCUAUUCUAAAGUCAUCCGGAUUGAGGGAAUUUUUUCUUCCAACAUAUUUUUCUAAAAUUUUUCCUCAGUCCCUAUGCAAUUAUUCUAAUGAUACAUGCGCAGAAAAAAAAUAUUGCGUGUUUUGUUCUUUACUCACUUUUUUAUUCAAACGUGAGUAAUAAAAGAGCAGCGCAAAAACAAACCUUAGAUUAGAGGAAAACAUAAAAUAGAGACAAUUAGUAAUUGCAUAUAGGCAUCUUGUAAUUUAAUACUAUAUUGUAUAAUAGUGUGUGUAUAUUUGUAUGAUUGAUUACAUAUUUGAUUUCAAUCAAAUGUUUUUUGGGGAAUUAUUAUUGCUAACAUAUGUCAUAUUUGUAAAUUAAUUGUUCUUAAAAAAUUGAAGAUGUACAAAAAAUAAAUUGUUAUAAAAAGUUAAUGAAUUUAUGUAAAAGAUGAUUUAAUGUGCAAAAAGAACUUUGUAUCAAAUGUUAAUAAAAUAAUUUUUGAGUAAAAAAGUAACAGAAAAAAUACGUAACAUGUUUAUUCUGUAUACAGAAUAUUGCAAUAAGAGGGGCAAUAAUUUUUUUUCGGAUUAGUAUGGAAUAUAUUCCUGCAUUAUGUAUUAUUAUAAUGAAUAAAAGCGUUGUUC